Molecule: messenger RNA, 1072 nt
Organism: Somion occarium
Lineage: Eukaryota; Fungi; Basidiomycota; Agaricomycetes; Polyporales; Cerrenaceae
Source: the annotation of a GenBank genome assembly
GAACCUGGUUCAAGUUGGACUUUGACAAUCCCUUUCACGCUCUUUUGUUUACGACCUUGAUGACAUAGAAAACGGCUUUUCCAACGACUAGACUACAAUACUGGUGCUGCUAGCGGCCCUUCGAUUCGCAUAUAUUCAAGCAACGCGAAUAAUUUGAUUAAGGCUUCCUCAACCUCGACCUUAGAACCUUGUCAAUCACGCAUACAACAAGAUAAAACUAUGUGGAGGAUGUCGCAAUACUUUUCUGGACUCUUGAUUCUGGUUGCUUGGGCUGGUUCUGUUGCUGCUACACUCUAUGGAACGGCUCCUAUUGCAAGUACGGUAUGGAGCGCGGAUCAUACAGAAACUAUUACCUGGGUUGAUGACGGGCGACAUCCUCCAAUGUCCAAGAUGGGAAAGAUGGAUAUAGAACUCUACGUUGGACAGAAUAACCACGUUGUGACUCUUGCAAGUCACGUAGACCCGGGGAGCGAAAGCCACAAACUGAAAGUAAGCCCGAAGUGGGGCCACAAUGGGUCAGAUUAUCACGUCCGUUUUGUAUUCGCUUCUGAGACAAUUUAUACCGCGGACUUCACUAUAACCGACAUGGACGAACCAUCUUCUCAUAAAGCCAAAUUUGUAACCCGUACUUCCAGCAGCGUACCCGCAGGAGCAAGUCUCUUCACCCCCAUUGUUACUUUCGUCCUUCCGGACACUACGGUCGUCAGCCAACUCUCUCCUACAUACAUGACCCCUAGACCAACGAACACCAUCCCAUCCUCAAUGUACAGUUCGUAUAGUCCAGUCGGCGUGGAAGGAAAUACUAUCAUACAAGUCGAAGCGGAACCUACUGGUAUAGUCCGGUCGAACGACGCUGCUGCUGCUGCAGGAAGGAUGGAUAUCGAGAAGUUGAAGUUUAGGGUCGUGUUUAUCCUUUGGCCGGCGUUGAUUGGCCUUACUAUGGCCCUUUGAUUCUAUUUUUGUGGAUGUUUGGUCUGCAGGUCAGACUUGGGGAUGCAAGAUUAAUAUAGUGGGUUCUCUUUGUAGCUCUAGAUGUGUAUUCUUGUCUGUUUUGUAUUUCUAGUGUCUUCAG